Molecule: messenger RNA, 801 nt
Organism: Priceomyces carsonii
Lineage: Eukaryota; Fungi; Ascomycota; Pichiomycetes; Serinales; Debaryomycetaceae
Exons: 2
Coding region: 1-801 (266 amino acids)
Source: RefSeq, a predicted model, not a curated record
AUGUCAGAGUAUCAAAAAAUUUCUCGCUCAGCUUUGUAUGAUGAAGAUAGUCAGGAUACAUAUCAAAAAGAAGAAGAUGACUUGAGCUAUAUGUCCCAAAUUCAACUUGAUAUCGUGGAUAUAGAAAAAGAUAUAAGUCAAGAUCUAACUAUACGGACUAAUGAGAAGAAUAGAGAAACUAAAGAAGAAGACACUCAAAAUGAAGAAUUUGAUUUCCCAUUAUUUGCGUCGCCUUUAAUAGGUAUUUCCCAAGCUGAAGAUACCGAAAAAGCCAAUACAAAAGAUGAUGAAAGAAAGCAGCUGCAGCUGAAGAGAGGGAGAUCAGCAACAAGGAUCAUGAAAGUUUCAAUGAGAGAAGAAUCAUUAGAAACUGUUGAUAAUAUAAGACCACUAGCAUACUAUUACGUAGAGUAUAAUGAUAAAGAUAGGGAAAAGUUCAUGAAAGCCGCAAUAUCGGGUGAAGAAGUGAUCAAGCAGACUUUUAUAACUGGCGCACUUCAUGACCCUACUCCUUGGAAAUGCAUAAAGUUAGAGGAACACAAUGCCAAAAUUGACCUACAGUCACAAAAAGAUCAAAGAUUCAGAAGAAACCGUAGGCCCGGCAAAAAGAAAAGAGCUAACAAAGUGCUAUGUCGUAAAAGAAGAGAAGAAAGGGAAAAGAGUGAAAAGAAGCGUGAAAAAGAGAGACAAGCUAAAUUAAAGAAAAAAAUGUUUCAUAAGAGAGGUGGUAAAAAGCAUAAAAAAGUCAACAUAGCGCCUCUUUCUAGUAACAUAAAGGUGCUGAAGUACAGAACAGAAUAA